Morone saxatilis (striped sea-bass) is the source of this 3147-nucleotide messenger RNA. RefSeq names its product leucine rich repeat containing 75Bb (gene lrrc75bb). The record is from RefSeq and is a predicted model, not a curated record. Bases 222 to 1358 code for a protein of 378 amino acids. Lineage: Eukaryota; Metazoa; Chordata; Actinopteri; Moronidae. The transcript has 4 exons.
GUAAGCAGGGGAAGACGGCGAGCAAGCGGGGCACACAUUGUUAUGAUGAUGCUUUGCAGUUCAGUAGUGGCCUUGAAACUUUGAAACACUAUUUUACUGAGGGAAGAAGUAUUUCGGCACAUCUCGCUACAAGUUAAGUGUGAUGUUUUGGCCGCAUGUUGUAAAAUCCCUCUCACCACCACCACCUCCUCCUCCGCCACCGACACGUCCUCUCAGGAGUGAUGGGUUCCAAGCUGACCAGACAGAGAAGUCUCGAUUUUGAGAGCAAACUGUCCAAGAGGAGACGGCAGAGGAAUGACAACCCGGGAGAAAGCGAGAGAAGUGGCGGCAGAGGCGGCGGGGACUUCUUGUUUACCUCCUUGAUGCUCAAGUCGGACAAGCUCCCAGGGAUGCUGCGGAAAACCAACCACAGCCCGUAUGUCAGACGGGUGGCUUGGAUCCGGGAGAUCCAGAUGCUUCUGCGAGAGCAGAAGAUGGAGCAAGCGGCUGAAGUGCUCAAACUGCUGAGAAAGGAUUUGGGACUCCAGGGAACGUCUCUCAAUGACAUUUUGUACAAGAACGCAGCUUUUCUCAACCUGGUGGACCCUAUUUCCCACGAGCUGCUGCUCAGUCUCGCCCGGGACCUGCAGUGUCCAAAAAGGGAGACCGACUCGUUCAAGUCCACCAACAAGAUCUGCCGCCAGCUGAUUUACCACCUGACCCCUCACUCCAAGUGGAAGAGACAGAGCGUGCCCAGAAGGAAGUCUCAGGCCUGCCUGAAGACCACCCUGAAGAAGAAACUGUCUGGUGAUGUGGUCAACCUUUCAGGUAUCCCGCUGUCUGGUCGAGACGUCCACCGUGUGGCCUUCUACCUCCAGAGUAGCAGUGACGCGGUGUCAGCCGUGGACCUGAGCUUCACAGAGCUGCAGGACGAGAGCUUACGGCUGCUGUUGCCCUACCUCGGCUGCAUGCCGAAACUGACCAUACUAGCUGUCAAUGGCAACCGUCUGACACUGGCCAUCCUGAAAGACCUGACAGACGCAGUGAAGGAUCCUAAGAAGUUCCCCUGCCUGGCCUGGGUUGACCUGGGCAACAAUGUCGAUAUCUUCACCGUGCCGCAGCCGCUGCUCGUGGCCCUGCGGCGCCGCUUCGGUUUACGCAGUAGCCUCCCCACUAUUUAUGAGUACAGAGAGGCGCAGGCAUUUGGUGGCUACAACCCAAACAUGGAGACCUCUGUGGAGGAGCCCAGUCUGUACGAGGAGGGAGAUGGAGAGGAAGAUGAUAGAGAGGAGGAGGAGGACAGGCUGGAGCUUCGAGCCUGGGGCUUUGGAGAAGAAAACAUGUCAAAAAAUGUGCCAGUGCACUUCUGUGGGAGGUGAUCGCCCAGAGCUGCUUUGUUUUAGACGGGCUGCACCCUAUAUCCAUCAGUAUCACCUCGCCCUAAGUUUAGCCUCCUGUGUUAGCAGGUGUCAUUGUGGCAGAUGCUUACAGUGACCCACAUGUUUCUGAAAAUAACUUUAAAAUAAGUAACUGUGUUGUGUGUCCCUCUGGAUGCUCUGACUACUGAAACUCAGCUAUGAGAUACAGGCAGCUCUGUGGUUGUACUGACACUAGGAAUUUAUUUAUGGAUCGAUUCAAGUUUAGCUGAACAUGUUUGCUGUUUUCCAGUGCUUUAUGUUCUUAAGGUGUUGUGCUCUCACACCAAGACACUUCCCAUUAUUUGCCACUGUCCACUGGAGCAGCUGGGGGGUUAAGUGCCUUGCACAAGGGCACCUCAGCGGUAGCAGUUGAGGGAGGAGGAAGCUUUAUCAACUCACAUUCCCCAGGUACAUUUACCCAGCUGGUUCGGCCUCUCUGGCAACUUUACUGCUCUCUCUGCCCCAUUUCUGUGAAAAGUCUAAAUCAGUCAAAGUGACUAAAUAUCCUGCUGAGGAUCAGUUUAAUUUCAACUGUCAUUUUUGCUAUGAUAUAUAUGUUUUCAGUUAUAAUAACUCAAAUGCAGUGAGAUUAGUUUCACAUAAAUUUGUUUUGGGCAUUUAUUCAGGAAAUAUUUUGAAAUAAAUGCCGAUUCGUGGUAAGUAAAUCACUGAAUCUGUUUUAAUUUAAAUUUCCAGCGCUGAUGCUUCAAAAAGUGUGGAUAUAGUGAUGCUGCAGCUGUAUGGAGAAAAAGCCUCAGCCCGAUGCAGACACAUGCAGACGACACAUGGAGUGUUUGAGCUGCUGAUUGAACUGAUUACUGCCUCUAUCAGGCCCCCUUCAGGCACAGAUGGUGAGCAGAGGAUCUAUUUUUUCCCACCAAAUAGGACUAGCCCUAGAUAAUUUCGUCCACUGGUGGUUUAUGAAUGAUUCUAUUUAUGAAUCAGACCAUAAGCAACAAGAAAGAUGCCAAUUCUGUUUUUAAAGGCAUACGCAGAAUUGACGAUGAAACUAUUACAAACAGCUCCGCUUUUAUCUUCUCCUCCGUGGCGCCACAGAGCGUACAUAAAUCUUUGUUGUGGCAUGAAUAAAUGUUCUUUUUGAAUUUGUCUUUUUUUUACGUGUGGUUCUCCUCUAUCCUUUUUUAUUGUUUUUUAAAAACAGACAGAGCGCAUGUUUACAUGUACGUUAAUGUUCAUUAUUUGGGGGGGCUUUGAUAAAAAAUUGCCGCAUGUGAACACAACUGUACAAGCCCAAACUUUAUCCUGCCUACAGAUGUUAAUGUGGACUGUUCACUUUCCAUGCUAUUAUUCAGGAAAAUCUGUUUAUUUGUCUGUCUACAGGGAUAUUAAUGAACAGGAUGCUUGGUUUGUGUGUGUGUGUGAGUGUGAGUGUGAGUGUGAGUGUGAGUGUGAGUGAGAGAGAGAGAGAGAGAGCCUAAUUGGAGUGUGUGCCUGUGUGCAUGAUUGUGUUGUGGACAUGCAGAGUAAAUUACUACCUUUGAUCGUCGAAAUGAAAUGUUUACUCAUUUGCACUUUAAGGACGACUCCGUCCCUGAAUGCACAAGCUUUGUUUUUAUGGGUUGUUGUUGACAUAAAAACAACUUACUGAGUCGCCCAUAUCCUAAAAUAGAUGUUUUAUCUUAACUUCUUGAUUUGAUAGAUAAAUCAUCAGCCUUCAUACAAAUCAGUUAUAACUUCAGUUAAUUUUUGCCUCAUUAAAUCAUGGUCUGCUUUUAAAGUAAAAGUGAUG